AGCCAUGUUGGCUCCAGUACUCGUCUGGCCCAGGCCCGCGGGCAGUGCCGUGCUCAGCCCCCAUGGGCCAGGCUGUCCGAGUGCAUGACUCGCCGUGGCCCGGCAGGGCGCCCACGGUGGCGCCGAGCCCCAGCAGCAGCAGCAGCAGCAAGGCGAGGCACCCACCCGGGGAGGUGCUGAUCAUGGCAAGGUUGGCGCGCGCGGACCUCAAGAGGUACUUGCGCUGGAGAGGCCUGGUGUUCUAUAGCGCCUUCUUCAUGUUCUACAUGUGGCUCGCCAACUGGUUCAUCGACUGGGAGUUCGCGGGCCGGACGUUCGACUUCUUCGAGAACGGGCAGGUGCUCGAGGGCAGCGCUGAUGGCGAUGGGUUUUUGGAGCUGUCCACUGUCUCCGAGAUUGCGCUGUUCAUGUCCAACCUCAGCCGCCAGAUAGAGGCGGUCCAUCGCGUGUGUCCAAGGUGCCAGGUGGGAGCUACGGAGAACUCGCUUGACAUCCGCAGGCUUUCGCUCCGGGAUUUCUUCUGCUCCGAUUUCAUGAUCGGGGAGGGGAGCAACAGCAAUUCGGGCCGCAAUUGCGAUGUCAUCGACGCGGCUUGGGCGGAGCGUCCCAACGUCACUACUGCGCCCUGCUGCACGAAUGCGACCCUGAUCCACGCCUCCUUCGUGCUGAUGGCCAUCGCGUCGAGGUUCCCCGACGCGGAGGAAUGGCAGGAGGGCGGCAAUGCCUCCCUCGAGUCCCUGUCCCUCAGGUACGACGACAGUAUAAUGGAAAACGUCGUCGACUAUAUUUCGCGUGCGCUACGUGGGUCCCAGAAUAUAGUGCAGGUGAUCAUCUCCCGCAACCUCCGCAUGACGGGCAUCUGCUACCGUGCGUGGCACCAGGACCAGGACUGGGAGCCAGGCUACGCGCAUACCUCGAAGGCGUUUUGGUCGAUGCGUUUCGACAUCGAGUCAGAGAUGUUGGGCCUCAUGCUAGCGAGCUGGUCUUUUUUUGUGCUUACCACGACGAAUAAUGUGUUAGAGGUUGUUUGCCUCUGCACUUCCUGGGAUUCCUGGUUCAGGAUUUUACAGAAGCCAUCCUACUACAUAAUGCUGUGCAUUGCGCUCUUCCCAUUGGUUGUCAUAUCUCUGCCAAUGACAGUGGAACCAAGACUGUGGAGAUUCCUCAUGUGUGUGAGCCAACUCAUGGCGCUGGUCAGAUUGUUUUAUGAAGCACAGCUCUUGCCCUUCUUCAAGAAGCUGACUGAAACAUUGUUCUCUGCCUCAAAGCGGCUGUUGAGCUUUAGUUUAGGCAUGUGUCUGGCCAUGUUGAUUAUUGCGUCGUUGUACGGCCAGCAAUUCGGGGUCUUUGAGAAAAAGUCAUUGGUGGCCCUGUUCCUGUUUGUGUUGGAUCAGUUUGCAAACGGUGCGUCCUUGAGUGACGAGGCGUUGAAGUACAAUCCCGAAGCCAGCAUCCUGCUCUACAUUAUCACCUUGUUUGUUCUCUUCCUCACGCUGUCCCAAAUCUUCAUAGCGGUCUUGACAGCUGCCCUCGAUGAUGCAAACGCUGACGAAAGAAAACGCAGGUACCUGAUGUCCGUGCCUGAAGGCUACGAGGUGCUUUCUACAGUCAAGGCUGCCGCUGCCGCGAAAGCCCUGGGGCAAAGGCCAGCGAAGAGAAGCUGGGCGCAGAACGCCACCGCGCACGCUAUAUCGUUGAUGACCCUGACUUACUGGUGUCCCCGCUACGCUUGUUUUGUGCCGGCCCUUCUCCGUGGAUUGCAGAUGGCCAUCGAGAAGGAGGAGCAGGCCGCCCCGAGCAUCGUGGGGCAGCCACUGCUCCUCAGCAGGGCGCAGCUGGUGGCCGCCUUCGAGACCUUCGCGCAGGUGGACGCCAUGGCGAGCUCGGUCGACCGGCUGCGGCUGCGGUACGCGGCCACGGCCAGCGUCGGCGCCGGCGGCGCCAGCGCGGGCGGGGAUCCCACGUGCGAGAGCAAGGGGCAAGAGGAGGAGCUGCUAAAGGCCGUCUCGCCGCAGCCCGCCAGCGACGCCGCCGACCUGCGGCUACGGCUGUUCAGCGACCUGCUGCGGGCGGGGCUGCCGCUGCCCUUCUCGGAGCUGCAGCGAGCAUCCCUGGGCACCCUGGAGCACCUGCGGGACAGUGUCGCCAGGCACGAGGCGCGUUGCUCCGCGAAGCAGGCGGAGUCGCCCUUCGACCUGCAGGUCAGCGCCGCGCAGAGACCGGGGCCGCCCGCGCUCUCGGGCGGCCCCGCGGCGGCCCGCGCCGAACACCGGCGCAGGGGCGGCGGCCUGGGGCGGGCCGCGGCGGAGGAGGAGCCCGGCUGCACGCGCGAGCGUCUCAACUGACGGUGUGGCGUCCAGCGGCCCGCGUCGGCCGAACGCGGCUGGCGGCGGCCUCCCCCAGGCUCCGCGCGCGCGCCUCGCGCGGAAAAAGAAGAAGGAUGGACUCGCGGCGAAAGCUGUCCCUCUUCUGGGGCUGCGCAUCGACAGAACAUACCGUCGGAG
Molecule: messenger RNA, 2504 nt
Organism: Prorocentrum cordatum
Lineage: Eukaryota; Dinophyceae; Prorocentrales; Prorocentraceae
Source: the annotation of a GenBank genome assembly